GGUGGGAAGAUUAGUUCCUUUUUGGUGGAAUUAGAAUCUCUGAUUUACUUGGACUUGAGUAUGAACAAUUUCAGUGGUUCUACUAUUCCAAGUUUCUUUGGUUCUAUGCUGAGUUUGAGAUAUCUCAACCUUUCUUAUGCUUAUUUUAUGGGAUUGAUUCCUCAUCAACUUGGGAAUCUCUCUGGGCUUCGUGUUCUUGAUCUAAAUUCUAAUAAUGAUCAACUUUAUGUUGAUGACCUUAGUUGGAUUGCUAGUCUUCAUUCCUUGGAAUACGUUGACAUGAGUUGGAUCGACCUUGGCAAGGCGGUUGAUUGGCAUAGACAACUGAACAACCUUCCUUCCCUUUCAGAACUACGUUUGUCAAGCUGCAAUCUCCAAGGGCCGAUUUCUCAUCAGCUUGGUAAUCUAUCGAGCCUUCGUCAUCUCGAUCUAGGAUUUAAUUAUGUACUUUAUGCUGAUGAUCUUAGUUGGAUUGCUCGUCUUUGUUCCUUGGAAUACCUUGACAUGAUCGAUGCUGACCUUCACAAGGCAGUCGAUUGGCUUCAAUCGAUAGACACAAGAUUUAGCUACGUGAUCGUAGGCAACAAGCAAAGAGACAUGAAAAGAAUUGGAAGUCAUGGUGGUUGUCUCUUCAAAGAUCUGAAACAAGCUCUAUGUGAACAAAGGUGAGUAGCACAAUUUUAAACAAAGAAAAAGAAGAGCACACUUAAAAGUCACAUUUAUGAACACAUUGACCAAGGAAAUAAUACACAGUAAUCUAUUCGCAUUCAUGCCUGAGUUCAACAAACAAUAAUACAAUAAUAUAUAAGAAAUAUAUCUAACUCAGUUGCGCAUGAAGUGAUAUCAUGCUUUAUCACGAGUCACAUUCAAGCAAUCUGAACCACUGCAGAGUUAUGCUAUGAGUUUGCUUUUAUUUAAUACCUUUCUCAUUUGUUUUUGAACUUUAUUGGAAAUUUAAUUAUUGGAUAACUAAUUAACUCUCAUUACCAAAUAAAGCAAUAUGAGCUUACAUCAUUAUGUAAAAACAUUUUAAGAAUUGGUUUAAGAUUUGUGAAGUUGAACAAAUUAAUUAAGUUUUAACGAUAAUUAUGUUGAAGUAUACAUAAAUAUUCUCUAAUUGGUGACAAAAGGGAGGGAAAUGAGAAGAACGGAAAUAUAGAUAUUCUUCCUUUCUUUUAAUUAUAUCUUUUUCAUAUUCCGAAAAACCUAUUUUUAGAUUCUUUUCACCCAAAAAUAUUAAGGGUCAUGCCACCAUGCAUGUCUCUCAUUGCUUACCACCAUAGUUACUAAAACCACCUAUUACUUAUGGAUAAAUAAAAAUUGGUGUCAAUUAUAUAACUUUACCCGUAACUAAUUCAUGUUCCACUCCAAAAUAAAAAAAAAAUCUAUUUUAAAUCAUUUGACCCAAAACUUGUAUUUUCUAAUUCUAUUUACCUAGAAUUUAAUGAACUGUAUAAUUCUACAUAUUUUACUAAAAGAUUACAUAUAUAUUUAGAUAUGGAAAAGGAGAUCUAUUUUCUUGCUUAGAAAAAAUAUGAUAUUUGCAAAAAUAAAAACUCAACUCUGCUAAAUUUUUUUUUUUUUGUUUUGAAAGGUAAACGUUAAUUGCAUUAGAGUUACUAUAUAAGGCCCCAAACUCCGGCCCAUGUGAGGAAUGAUGACGCAUAUACAAGGCACAAUUCGUCCAAGCCCAAUUCUAAGACAAACAGAUAAUACAAAAAAGUGGCCCAAGCCUAAUCCAUAGUACCAAUUCUGCUACAAACAGAUUUUUCUGACUUAAAUUAUUAUAAUAAAAAAAGGGUGUACCAUUAAAUAUUAUUUAUACUAUAUUUGCAUUUCCAACCAGCUUUUAGACCUAUAUAAAUCUGGUUUUUUUCUUUAAAUUUAUCUGCUAGAUAUAUAUAUAUAUAUUUGAAAAUUAUAUUUUGCAUUCAUUUCGUUAGUUUUUAUUAAUUUUCAUUUUAUACAAAUUUGUUAAAGAGACACUACGAGAAAUAAUGCUUAAUUUUUUUUAUUAUUUUUAUUAUUAUUAUUAUUAUUAUUAUUAUUAUUUUUUACAUAUAUAAUAUUUAUGCCUACAUGUUUUUCUUCUUAAUUUUUUUUAAUAUUUUAAAAUAAUUUUUUUUCUAUAAAAAAAAAUGUAUUCCUUCUACGUGAUUAAUGUGA
Cornus florida is the source of this 2166-nucleotide messenger RNA. RefSeq names its product receptor-like protein EIX1. Gene Ontology annotation, molecular function: protein binding. The coding region runs from base 61 to 669 and encodes 202 amino acids. The transcript is spliced from 2 exons. Lineage: Eukaryota; Viridiplantae; Streptophyta; Magnoliopsida; Cornales; Cornaceae. The record is from RefSeq and is a predicted model, not a curated record.